AUGUCUCAUCCUAGACAACCAUCAUAUGAGGUAGAAGGGGAUAAGGCACCUGCUUUUGAAACUUUUGACUUAAAAGCACAUAAGCAAAACAGAGGAAUUACUUGGUAAUUUCGUAGUCAAAGGUAAUAAACUAAUGUAAAAAUUAAUAAUACAGAAGUCAAUAAAUUAAAAAAAAAAUAACAUAAGGUACUUGUAUUUAUUGAAAAAUUAAAAAAAAACUUAAAUCUAAGAAAUAAAUAAUUUAAAAUUAUUAACUCAUUACUUUUUUCUCCUUUAAACAUUGGAAAAACAGUCUAUAAGAGUUCAGUUUAGCCUUCAUUAUAUGUAGUUUGGAAUUUAAUUAUUUUUUUUUUUUGUACUUUACUAUUAAUUGUAUCUCCAGUCGAAUACAUCUAUUAAUAAAAUAGCUACUAAAAUUAUUUAUUUGCUAUCAUGAUUAUUCUAGUAAUUUUAGAUUAGAUUUAUAAAUAUACAUCUCAACUUUAUGAAGAGGAAUAGUUGGAAAAUAAUAAAUAAUUUCUUGAAUUUAUUUUUGGAUCAACAAAUAUUUUGAUAGAUACAUCUUGCAUUAUUUUACUUUCAGUAUUAAUACUAUCUGAGAAUGAAAUUAUUAAGAUAAUCAGUUUAUUUAUAAUAAAAUUUGUAAUUUUUAAGAAGAUAAUGCUUACAUUUAAUAAGAGAAUUUAUUAUGAAUUAAGUGAUUUAAAAAUCUAAACGAUUUCAAUCUUGCUAACAUGUCACUUUUUUACUUGUAUCAAUUUACGUUAAACAUUUAUAAUAAAUUAAAAAGUAGCAGAAGUUUAAGAAAUACUAGGUUAGUAUUUGAUUAUUUAUCUUAAUUAUGUUCUUUAAUUCGGAAAUAUAUAAUUAAACACCGAAGAUGACACAUUAUAAAAUUAAAUAUUCAAUAGAUGUACAACAUUGAUUCUUUUGUUUUACAAAAUAUUGAUCUUAAAACUCAUAAUAUUAAAUUCUCUUGAUUUUUUCUAAGAUUUCAAGAAGCUUAAAGAUUUAAGAUUGCUUUAAAAGUUUCUAUACAAAUAAAAAGUUUCUUAAAAGUUAAAAGAUUAAAUUUCAAUAAAGUUAGAAAAAAUUAUAUUUUAAACUUAAAAUUAUAAAAACAUUGAGAAUUAUUUUGAAUAAUGCUUAGAAAAAGAAUCAAUAUUUUAAGAAUUUAAGGAAUAAAAGUUAGUAAACUUUGUAAAUUAAUUUUCAAUAUUUUCUAAAUUUUCUAAAUUAACUAAAUAAUAAAUAGCUUAAAAUUUGUCUCCAAUAAUCUUAAAUGUAAAUGAUAAAUUAGUAUGCAAUUAAUUUGGUGAUUAAUAUAAUAUAUAUCUUAUAUAUUAGGGUAAAGUAGCUCAAGGACUUUCAGAGAAAAUAUCAGAAUUUUAAAAAAGCUUUAAGGGAUAAUGUUUUGGUUAAUAUUCUUUUUUUACAGGCUAAGAAUAAAAAAAUUAAAUAACAAGUUUAGAUUACUGUCUCCUUUAUAAAUUAAGUAGAGAUACAUUUCUAAAGAUUAUAUCAUCUAAUAUUUAAGAUUUAGUAUUAUUAUUUCAUUUAUAUAAGGAAAUUGCUACCUUUAUUAAGGAUUAAGUUUUAUUUAAUAACAAUUAUUAAAUAAUAGACUCAUUUUGCCUAUAUUGUUAAGAAAAAGCCCAUUUAAUUAUUAAUUGCCCUAAAAUUCACUUAACAUAAAACAAUGUUGGUUUUUAUGAUAAAUAUCUUUAUUCUCCCUAUUAAUUUAGAAAGUCAUGUAAUAAUUAAUUAAUAUUGAAUAGAUAAUAGAAGAAUCAAAAAAAAUUAAGAUUAUAAACGAAAUCAUUUUAAAUAAUUAAUUGAGAAUAAAAUUAAACUUUAUUCAAUUUAAGAAAGCUCCUCUGAUAUGGAUUAGCUAUCCCUUAGCAAUAAUGAGUUAAACAUAGAAAACAAAGAAACAAAAUAUCAAGGAGAUUCUUGUAAUAAUUUGUUGAAUGAAAUCAAUAAUGAAAAUUUUAUAUAAAACAGUUAAAAAGAUUAACAGUAUCAAGAUAUAAUUUCAUUAAAUUAAUCCUAAUAACAACAACAAAAAGUUUAAUCUAAAAGUUUUUUUGAUUAGAAAAUUUCAAAUAUAAUGAAUAAGGCUCAUUCUUUAAAUUUAAUACCUUCAUUAUCAAGUAAUGCAAGUCCUAUUGUAAAGAUAUAGAAUCCAAGUUUGCCAACUAUUACUGAAUUUUUAAAUUUAGUUAGUCAUGUAAAUAUUGUUGAUAUCAAAAUAUAUUAGAAUCCAUACAUGGAAAAUAUUUAUAAAAUAGAUUUAGAUAGAAUAUAAGACUUCAAAAUUUAUUAUCCUGAAUACAAUAUUUUUGUGGUGCUGUUUAAGUAAAUUAUAUGAAAUAUUUUUGUUAGAUUGAAGAGAAGUUUAAGAAGAAAUUAGGAAUAAAAAAGUAAACUCACAAUUAAUUAAAGUUUAGCAUUAAAAAUAGGUAAGAUUAUUUAAAAGAGCGAUAAAAUUAGGAAAUUAUGA
Messenger RNA from Paramecium sonneborni, 2503 nucleotides. Lineage: Eukaryota; Ciliophora; Oligohymenophorea; Peniculida; Parameciidae. The record is from the annotation of a GenBank genome assembly.